Salmo salar (Atlantic salmon) is the source of this 2415-nucleotide messenger RNA. Lineage: Eukaryota; Metazoa; Chordata; Actinopteri; Salmoniformes; Salmonidae. The record is from RefSeq and is a predicted model, not a curated record.
ACGAUCUCGACCACCGUACUCGAUACCCCUUCCCUUCUGUCUCCCUAUGAUGUUUUUCUUUCUUUGUAACUUUUAGCUACUAUAGCUAAAUUUGUACCUUCAUUUUGCAGUGCCUUUACACGUUUUCCAUCAUGUUCACGACCACCGGUUCCCAAGGGCUCGAUAAGGCCCCCCUGUCUAAAGGUCUCCUCCUGGUCCUCAGUGGUCUGACUGUCGUGCUAACCCUCCUGCCGCAGUACCAUCACCUGUUCACCUACAGCCUGCAGGCCAUCACGCAGCAGCACCAGGUAUGGCGGUUAGUGUGUGGCAGACUGAUCUGUCUGGACCUAAAGGACACCUUCUGCAACAGUCUGCUCAUCUACGACUUCCGCAUCUUGGAGAGACGCUUCGGCAGCAGAAAGUUUGCUUCCUUCCUGUUUGGGACGUGGGUGCUCACUGCACUGGUGGACUUCCUGCUGGCCGAAGCGUUUCACUACCUGUUUGACUACCAGGUGGCUGAGCUGCCUGCCGGACUGCUAGGCCCAGUGUUCAGCCUGUUUGUACCUUUCUACUCCUCCAUCCCCAAGGUUCCAGUCACUCAACUCCUUGGUCAGAUCUCCAUAACUAACAAGUCCCUGGUUUACAUUGUAGGCCUGCAGCUCCUGACCUCCAGUCCGUUCAUGUGGCUCGUUGCUCUCAGUGGACUGCUCUCUGGGAAGCUGUACCACGGAAAUGCUCUGAGGGUGCAGCGGCUUCUCUUCGUACCCCGGUGGCUGUCCCGUGUAGGGGCCUUCGUCCUGGAGCCCCUGUUCUCCGGGCCCCUGCCCCCCAGUGAAACCCCCCUGGGGAUGGGGGCUACGCUGGACAUCCAGAGACAGCAGAGGAUGGAUCUCCAUGAUCAACAGAUGCUGCUGGCCCAGUUCCAGCAGGCCACGAGGAACCACAGACCACCACAGCCACAGAAUGGCCUAAUGAACUGGAACAGAUUUUUCCCAUCGCUGAGAUACAGAGGACAGAACCUUCCCCCAGAGCCACAACCACACCCCUCUUCACCGCUGCAGCCACACCCCUCUUCACCGCUGCAGCCACACCCCUCUUCACCGCUGCAGCUCCACCCUACAGCUCCACCGCUGCAGCUCCACCCCACAGCUCCACCGCUGCAGCUCCACCCCACAGCUCCACCGCUGCAGCUCCACCCCACAGCUCCACCACUGCUGGAGCCCACAGCUCCUCCCUUGAUCAACACUCCUGUAGCUGAAGAACAGGUUGCCAGAUUGAUGGAGAUGGGCUUCUCCAGAAUAGAUGCUCAGGAUGCCCUCAGAGUGUCCAACAACGACAUCAAUGUGGCAACCAACUUUCUGCUGCAGCAUUUAGGGUAGGGAGUAGUUUGAAAGAUGUAGAACCUGAGAGAGAAAAACAACAGAGGGAACAGAAUGAAGUCUGGGUCUGAUCCAGUGAGCAGGGUCCUGGGGUUUGAGGCCAGGGUGACUGGACUGCUCUGGAACUCCAGAGGACUACACAGAGAAUAACUCAACACAGACUACACAAUUACUAGGAGGAAAGGAGAGAGGAGGACAGUAAUGCUGCUGCUGUCCACCGUGCUUCCUGAAGGGUGAAGAGGGCUGUCCACUGUGCUUCCUGAAGGGUGAAGAGGGCUGCUUCCUGGUAGUGGGUGCUCAGCCCUGUUCCAGAUAGUUUGGAUACUCUGUCCUGUCACCUUGCUGCUGAGGGACAGAAGAUGGAGGAUCAGAAGGCUGCUAUUCUCAGGGCUUGUUGCAUCUAGUGUCUUCUCUAUACUCUAGCAUUACCAUGGUUCAUUACGGCUUCCUCCACCUCACACACACCUUCGUCCAGAAAACAUACACACUCGCCAGUCCCUCAAGGUUUUCGUUUGUGUCAUUUGUCCAUGGACAAUGAUUACAGGAGUUUGUUUGAUGACUUCUGCAAACACUCAGAAUGAAUCUAACAUCUUAAAGGGGUUUGAAAUGAGGAGAAUAUACUAAAUUAUGGAAGCUGUCAAUCUUGUAUACUCAAUGAAAACCGUCUGCAUAUGUAAUACUUAGUGUAUGGCUUGUAUAGCUGCUCAGUGGCUACAUUCUGGUUAACUACACUAUGGAAUAAAAUCAUGGUGUCAAGAUAUUAAUUAUGAAAAUUACUGUUUAACUAGUUUUUCACAAUCAUUGAGGAUUUAACACUUAUAUAAUGAUUUACUUUAUUUUGUUUUAUGUGACUGACUGUAUAAACGGAGGUGUGCUUGUUGUUUGGUUAACCUAUGCCUGUGUGUGGUGUUAUUAUGCUACAGAUUACAAAUGAUUAACAAUUUAACAAACUGCUUCCAACCACUGAAAUAUAUGCAAUGUGCUGUGGUAACAGUGCUGUCCAUACAGCGUUACAACAGUAUAAUGGCCUAAUGAAUAAACCUACCUCUCACCUUCA